Messenger RNA from Cheilinus undulatus (humphead wrasse), 3574 nucleotides. Its product is annotated as E3 ubiquitin-protein ligase MARCHF3-like. The record is from RefSeq and is a predicted model, not a curated record. Gene Ontology annotation, biological process: protein ubiquitination. Lineage: Eukaryota; Metazoa; Chordata; Actinopteri; Labriformes; Labridae. Gene Ontology annotation, molecular function: ubiquitin-protein transferase activity; zinc ion binding. Bases 173 to 961 code for a protein of 262 amino acids. The transcript is spliced from 5 exons.
GAGCAGCUAAACCGAAGGACAACGCUUUUAGCUAGAAGCGGAAGUUCACGGUUAAAGAGGAGCUACAGACAGAAAGAACAGAGGAGACAGAGAUGUUUACGGUGGAGAUGAUCUGAAUAAAGCUGAUAAAGAUGGGUGACCUCCAGUAAGACCGUCAUCCAGACGUGGCGCCAUGACGACCAGCCGCUGCACGUUGUUUCCAGAAGUUGUACCGAACCAGAAUCUGUCAGCUCAUGUCUCCUUCAGGUCCGAGCCGCUCUCUGAGUCCAGGUUUGUGUUCUCUGAUGACCCGCCUCUGCCUGGUAAAACCAUGGAGGAGGACGGCGAGCAGACACAGGGUUACAAACCCUCGGAUCCUCAGAUGACGUCUGCAAACGCUAAACUGUGCUCCAUGUCAGAGUCGUCCAUGUGUCGGAUCUGUCACGACGGCGGGACUCAGGAGGAGCUGCUGUCCCCCUGCGAGUGUUCUGGCUCCCUCUCCUCCGUCCAUCGUAGCUGCCUGGAGCGCUGGCUGUCAGCUUCAGGGACCAGUAUCUGUGAGCUCUGUCAGUACCAGUUCACCGUGAAGAGGAGGUCCAGGUCUCUGCUGGAGUGGUUACAGAACCGAUCUCUGCGUCAGGAGAAGAGGACGCUGUUCGGAGACUUGGUCUGUUUCCUCCUCAUCACUCCUCUGGCCUCCGUCUCUGGCUGGCUCUGCCUCCGAGGAGCCAUCGACCAUCUUCACUUCUCCAGCCGCCUGGAGGCCGUGGGGCUCAUCGCUCUGACGGUGGCGCUCUUCACCAUCUACCUCUUCUGGACCUUGGUGUCUCUCAGGUAUCACUGUCGUCUGUACAACGAGUGGAGAACGUCCAAUCAGAGGGUGAUCGUCGUGUUGCCCCACCCACACAGCCAGGUGUCGGGGCUUCACUCCUUACAGUCCUCACAGAGCGGGAAGACGCCGUCCAAAGAGUCCAUCGUCUGAGUCCUAGACUAGUUCUCAAAUGGCGUUUUUACCAAGGUGUCUGAUGAAGUUUGGAAGGGAAAUAUUGUGUCAGGAAAGGUGCCAGAAUCACAACCAUGCCGUCCUAGCUUUUUUGGCAUCUUUCCACUGGAUACCCAGUAUCCCUACUGGUGCAUUUCCACCAGGCAGUUUGGUUUAGUUUGGUAAACCCUGAUCUUGUUUGCUUGGUAAAAAGGGGGACAGGAUGGAUCAGUUAUUUUAGUACCAGUACUUUAGGUAUCAUUCUAAACUGGACUUCUUUGUGGAAAUGAACCAGUCCAGACUUAAAGGAUGGAGCUGGGUAGACCGCCAGUUCAUAACCAAGUAACGGUCCUGUCAACUGAGGAAACACAGGCCAGAUCUGGGUUUACCGUACCAAAGGGUUCUGAGCUAAACCAGACUAACUGGUGGAAAAGAGUCCAAAAUAGCCCACCGUCUGAGUCUGAGUCCAUAACCAGGCCUCAUCAUGGAGGAUGGACUCUGUCACCUCUUGGAUCUGUCUGCACUUUAAGCUCCGCCCCUCUGACUGUUACCAGUUGAGCUAAACGGACCCAGAGACGAGCAGCAUUAAUGGGGCUUCUUCACUGUGUGUUGCUGGCUUGAUUCUCCUCCAUGUUCUCCAUCGUUUUUAUUUUGGACAUCGCCCCGUCUGUUAAAGAAAAACUAUCAAAGAAUCCAACGGGAUGGAAAACAAAGCACCUAGUGCCAAAACUGAGUAGAGCCGAGCCGGGACCACGUAUGGAAAAGCCCCAAUAAAGGACUAACUCCUGUGGUCAGGAUGGGGCGACUGUCUUAGGUCAGGAUGGGGCGACUGUCUUAGGUCAGGAUGGGGCGACUGUCUUAGGUCAGGAUGGGAUGACUGUCGUAGGUCAGGAUGGGGCGACUGUCUUAGGUCAGGAUGGGGCGACUGUUGUAGGUCAGGAUGGGACGACUGUCGUAGGUCAGGAUGGGACGACUGUCGUAGGUCAGGAUGGGACGACUGUCUUAGGUCAGGAUGGGACAACUGUCGUAGGUCAGGAUGGGGCGACUGUCGUAGGUCAGGAUGGGGCGACUGUCUUAGGUCAGGAUGGGGCGACUGUCUUAGGUCAGGAUGGGGCGACUGUGGUAGGUCAGGAUGGGGCGACUGUGGUAGGUCAGGAUGGGGCGACUGUGGUAGGUCAGGAUGGGGCUACUGUCGUAGGUCAGGAUGGGGCGACUGUCGUAGGUCAGGAUGGGGCGACUGUCUUAGGUCAGGAUGGGGCGACUGUGGUAGGUCAGGAUGGGGCGACUGUCUUAGGUCACAAUGGGGCGACUGUGGUAGGUCAGGAUGGGGUGACUGUCUUAGGUCAGGAUGGGAUGACUGUCGUAGGUCAGGAUGGGGCGACUGUCUUAGGUCAGGAUGGGGCGACUGUGGUAGGUCAGGAUGGGGCGACUGUCUUAGGUCACAAUGGGGCGACUGUGGUAGGUCAGGAUGGGGCGACUGUGGUAGGUCAGGAUGGGGCGACUGUCUUAGGUCAGGAUGGGGCGACUGUGGUAGGUCAGGAUGGGGCGACUGUGGUAGGUCAGGAUGGGACGACUGUCGACCAAUCAGAAAGGAUAAAUGCUGUGAUUGAAACAUGAAGUGACGGCAGAACGUCACUGAUGUCAAACGUUCCUCUGAAGUUUUUUCUACGUGAAGAAAAGUUCUGUAUCCGGUGUGACCAGAGAAAGUCUUCUCGUUUUAAAGGACAUGUCUGGAGUUUUAAGAUAUUUAAGAAUCAGAGUAAAUAACAACAGAAGUGUCUAAUGUCAGUAGUGAAUGAGUGGAUCCUGCAGCAGGAGAACAGGCUGUCCCGUCUGCAGGGAGCAGCUCCUAAAUGUCUUCUAGUUGAAAUUCUAACAGACAUAAUGGCCUCUGAACUGGUUAGCCUUUGUUUUUAGCUCCCUCCGUGCUACGCUCCGCCCGUCUGGAGAGCCGAGGGCAGCGAUGUUGUUAAAACUUGUGCAAACUGAAGACAGCAGUGGGCUGAGAUGACAAGAUCCACUUAAAAUAGUGAAGUAGGCUGUUGCCGUGACAUCCAGUCUGGCUAUUUGAGUCUGGAUCAGACCAUGAUCCAGUACCAGGGCUGGAUCAGCAGAUCUGUACCAGUACCCAGUAGAAGCUGUGGUGUUGUGGAGGACUUCUCUGUAGUCUAACAGCUGUUUGCUGUAGAUGUGAUACAUCUCUAUCAGGGAUCAUGUAGCAGAGAUUUCAGCCUCUCUGACGGCUGCAGGGUAGCUAACAGACCAGAGACUGAUAAACCUGUUCAUCUUUAAAACUCCUGAAUAUAACCCACAUGUGCUAAUGUGGAUGUGAAAACAACUGAAUUAUUGUUAAAAGCAUCAAACAGAAGAGACUGAGGAUGUGAAGUUUUCUGUCUGAUUCUGAGGCUCGUGUUUUUCUGCUCGCCGUAUCGUCCUGCUCUGUUUCACGUCUGACAGAUUAAAGUCUGUUCAGAGGUCCGUGGACCGUUUCAGCACUUUCCAUUGAUUUAUGAUAAAGUAUUUGAUAGGAACAUUUAUACCAAAGAGUAUUUUAUUAAAGCUUUAUGUUGUUUCAUGUGAUGAUGGUCUAAUAAAGUUCAGUGUUUAAAAUCA